CCAUGCUCUGGGAUAACUUGCUCAUUGUUGUCAGUAAGCCGGGGAGGUUGGAGCUUGAGAGGGUUUGGGGACCUUUUCAGUUCUUAAUCCAUGUCAUCGUGCUGUCACGGGUGUGUUCCUUGUCCUCUCUCAAUACGGUAAAGAAAAACUCGGUGUUUCAACAGAUCCAUUGCUGUGUGCUAGGUACCUUCGGCAGUUACUUGCUUAAGCACAUUUUGGUAGGCUUCCUAAAAAAUCUUGUUUCCUUUUUCCUAACACAAAUUCUUGCAGUAAGCAGACAUUUCCUUUUAGUUCUGCAGUUUCCCUGAACGUUUAUUUUCCUUUUCUCAGGCCCGCUUCCUUUGAAGGAUAGCAUUGUCGUCCUGACUAAGCAGUCCUGACCUUUCUAAUUAAUAUCUACUGAAAGCGCUGCUACCAGAGACAGAGGAACCAACAAUAAGGAGCAUAAUUGAACACUAAUCAGAAUACAGGGUUUAUGCUAUUAAUGAGAUUGCAUAGUGUGUUCUUGGGCCAAAUUAGAACCGUCUGCAAACCCCUGACACGGGGAUUCCUAAUUCACUUCUUUGUGAGUCUCAGUUGUCUUGGUUUAAGUCUAAAGACCCAGCCAAGUUUUCUUGGGUAAGAUGGAAGGACACAUUCUCGAUGAGAUCCUGCCUCCAUGUGAUCAUUUUCCCCAUCUGUUCUAAAACCGUGACUGUGGGAUGCAUUUUCUAGAAACUGAAGAGAAUUAACUUUUAAGUUGGGGUUAUUUUCAAGUCUUGAGCUAUAUUCAUCAGUGACUAAUACCACAUGUUGUGUUUUCUGAUACAGUAAAAUGUAUUAGAGCUACAAGUUCAGGGAAUAGCUUUCUCCUAAAGACAUAAAAGAUAGGAGCUUAUUAAAAAAAAGAAAAAGGCAGCCAGAUUUUGCCAGUGUUUUUAUGGAGAACACCCAAGGUGUAGCCCUGAGCCUCUUUAAAUUAAAAUGGGUGUGGGUAGCAGAUGGACUUUUCCAAGCUGGCUGUGUUCAUAGUCUGCUCCUUGACACCUUUUGGCACCUUUGAGUUUUACAUACAAAAUACAGCCUUGGUUGUAGGAAGGGGAAUAUUCUGAACAGUCAUGGAAUUAAUAGUUUUAAGCUUCCCUGCAAGGCAAGCUUGCCUGAGUUUGACAUACCCACUUAGAAGGUUUUACCUGUUUUUAGUAACUUGUCAGUUGAGUCAUUAUUUUGGGUAUUAAUAAAAUGAGGAUGUAUUACCAUCUUGUGAAAUGUCUAUUUUCCCCCUACAAUGUGGUGUUUUUAUUUGAGAAGCACUGGCUGAUGAUAGCAAUGCUUUCUAACCUACUAACAGUUACCCUCUACGGGUAAUUACCUUCUUGUAAUAAAAAGUUAAGGAGAUGAAAAUAGAAACCACAGGUGUUUUCAGGCAUAGUGAACAGAAUGUGGCAAUUCAAACGAUUACAAGGAGGGGCUCCUGGGUGGCUUAGUUCGCAGAGCGUGCAGCUCCUAAUCUCGGGGUCGAGAGUCUAGCCCUUCGUUGGGCGUAGAGAUUACUUUAAAAACAUAAAAAAAUAAGAUAAAAAAAUAAAAAUAGUUUUCAGAAAAGGAUUAAAAGGAAGUGGGUUUUUUGCCCAGAGGAUGAUAUUUUUUUUAGUGACGAUACAUGGCUUGUGCUAAUUUUUAACAAUAUUUAAAUAGUGAAUGAGUUCUACAUCAGGUCUGUCUUGUUUGGAACGCUGACUUCCCAGUAUCUUCAAAAUCAAAACUCUGGACAUAGUAGGUGAAAGUAUUUUUGCCAAAAACUGUUCCUUUGGUGGAUACCUUAUACCAUAGUAUCUUUUAUCUUUUCUAUCAGCAGAAAAAUAAGUCAGGACAGGAGCUAUAUCUGAUACAUUUUCUAAACACUGACUAGAAGAGAAGUUAAGCCAGGACGAUCCAGUUUCAUUUGUUUUUCUCCCAAAAAUAAAUGUCAACUGAGAAAGAAAUUGGGAAAGUGACUGUCACAAGUGUUCGCUCACCUUGAAGAUUGCCAUAGCUUGUAAUCCCAUCCAUGGGUCUGCUGUUUCCACCUGUCUCACACGUCUGCCCAUGAGUUCCAUGUGUGUGGGUGUGUGAGAUGAAUUCCUUUCCAAGUUCUAUUGAAGAUCUGUUGAAGUUGACACGUUGUUCUAUGUAUUGUGAGAGAAUUAAAGCAACCAAACUACAGAAGCGUUCCCCAACUUUGACUCUACCAGUUCCUGAUUAUAAAGACGGCAGAGGAAUGGAGACAAUAACCCUGCAUGCUGUGUGGUUUGCGUUGUUAACCCAAGUUUGCUUGUCUGUUUCCUAAUUCAAACAGAGCGUCAGAAGCCAUGAUGCAUGUAGUGUGUGUGUGCUGCAGCUGGAGUGGGCCCCAGACCAGGUAUUUAUAGACGCCACGUUCAGCCUUCCAUCCAGUUAUCGUCUGUGCUCUGAAAGUCUCUGUGUCCGCCGCAGUUUUGGAACUUAGCUUCUGCCAUCCAUGUCACCUCGUCUAAUCUGGUUACAACCAGCCUGUGUAUACAUCCGUAUGUUGGCAAGCGUACACAUCGAAGUAUAGUUUCCUAUUUAUAGUUUCAUCAACUGUUGUGGAACAGUCCAAGGAGGGGAGGGAGAUCCCAGUAAAAGCCAGGUCCAUCUGGCCAUUGUGAAUAGAGCAAAUCAAGAAUAUCAGCCCCACAGCAUGUUGUUGUUGAAGAUCACUACACCGUUAGGGGUUCCGUGAGCCUGUUUCUUCUGGAAAACUGGAAGUUCCUUUUUCAUAUCCCUGCACACAACUGCCUAGAGUGGUAGAAGGGCACUUCUACCUGAAAGAAAUUUUCAUUCCGCUGCAGACCAAAUCGAGGCUUCGGCCAGGUAAACUUGUCUGGAGGCACAGGUUCAAUAACGUGGGCAGCGCUGGGGUUUAAUUCUCCCUGAAACGGGAGUUAAGACUUGACUCUUCUCUCCCGAGCCUCGCAGAGUCUCCCCGGGAGACACUCUGCUCCCAUCUCCCUGGAGUGUAAAUUUGGGAGACGGCAGCCUGAGUUUACUGGCUGAUUUAUCAAGAGGAAAAAAGGCAACUCCCAGCCUCGGGCUUUAUACGGGGUUGCAGGCUGGUUGUGAUUAGAUACUUAGCACUUAAUUUCUUCGUUUUUUUCUUUUUCCUUAGAAAGAUGGGGUAAAAGUAGGCACAGUUUAAUUAUUCUUAAUAUCCACUGUUCUCAUCCCCUUCUCCUCUCCUGUAGUACUGAGCCUGUCCCCUACGGUCAGCACUUAGGCCAGUGAAGUCUCAGCCCUUGGAGGACUGUGUGCUGCUUUCUUAGCACAAAACACACACUGAGGCCACGUUCUCCUUGACCUGACACAGUGAUUGUAACUGGCGUGCCAGUGCCCGAAGGCCAUCAUCACAUGCCCCGUGCUACUUAACUUGGAUAUUUGACUGUGAUGCAUCUUUUCUGUUCUCAUUAACUCACAACUGAACCUCUUUCAGAGUCGGCCUUAGAGAUUGAUAAAUAAAACUAAUAACUGUGUUUCUAGACACUAAUGGAUAUAAUUUACACUGAAGCAAAUGCUGUUUUCCUGUUGACCUCUAAACUAUAUUGUUUGACCAGAAGUCAGUAACUUCCCAACAGAGUCAGUGCUUUAUCUCGUGCUGUUAACCGGUGUUGGAUUAGAAUGAUUUAGAGCCAUUUGAAUCUGGAUUGCUUCCUGACUUAAGAUCAAGCCCCCCACAAUGGAUGGCAGUCAACACGAAGCAUUUGAGUCUGAGAAGCAUCUGCCUGAGAGAUUGCAUCGUGAAGUAGUUUUUGCUGCCACCCGUUGGCAUUUAAUUAACAAUCUUCUAGUCACUGCAUAGAGAGAAAAGUGGUAAAGAAACUACCUCACUGGGAAUGUCAUCCUUACCAACUUCAGAUGGAUUUAACCAUCCAGCCCAUCCUUCAGGACAGAGUCCUGAGAUUGGUAAUCCUAUGAGUCUUGCUCACUCUGUCUCUGCUUCAGGCUGCCCUGUCGAGCCCAGUGACCCUGACAGCAUUGAACCUAAAGCUCUAAAGGCUUUGAAGGCUUCCGCCGAAUUCCAGAUAACCUCUGAAAAGAAAGAACAUCUUCCUCCACAGGAUCUUUCUGAUUGUGCUUCUUCAGCAGACAGCGCUCCAGCCAUGCCUCUGCAGAAUUCAUCCGAAGAAGCCAUUGUUGCAGAGAAUAUGGCGAAAUCUGCUGAAAGAAGCACCCAGGGCCUCAGAUCUCCUCUCCACACAAGACAGCAAGCUAGUUUAUCUGUCACGACUACUAGUGUGCAAGAACCACCGGGGUUUCUAGGUGAAAAGGGUUGGCAUCCAGAAAGUCAGAACCCGAGUCAAGGGAAUGGCCUUCAGCAGCACAAAGAACCAGGGAAUGAACAGCAUGAGGUUGUACAACAGAAUGCUCUACGUGACCAAGAACAGGAACAUCUCUGUAACACAGAGGACUUUGAACUUCUUGGAGAAAGGCAACAGAAUCCACAAAGAAGUGUUGAUUUAGAAGCUACAGUGAAAGAAGACAGGCUGCAGCAGAAUGUGGACCUUCCAGGUACAGAGGAAAAUAUUCUACCUUCAGGAUGCUUUGGCUGCCCCCAUUCAGAAACACUCAUGGAAGUGGAUACAGUUGAAGAGUCCCUAGUGGCUGUGCCUAACUCAGCGGAUGGUCAGAAUGCCAAUGUCAAGAACAUCGGUGCACCCGAUCUCACCUUAGAUAAUCCCCUGAUGGAAGUAGAAACAUCAAAAUGUAACCCUUCAUCCGAAAUUUUGAGUAAUUCAAUUUGCACUCAGGAUUUACAACUCCCAGACAAUAACGUUGAAAUGUCUGGAACAAAUAAAGAAGAUGGGGAUUGCUCCCCGUCUUUAAGUCUCUGUAGCAGUUGUCAGCCUUCUGUGGAGUCAGCAGAGGAAUCCUGCUCAUCUCUAACAGCAGCCUUGAAGGAACUCCAUGAACUUUUGGUCAUUAGUAGUAAACCAGCUUCAGAAAAUACAUCUGAAGAAGUUAUCUGUCAAUCAGAAAUGGUAACUGAGGGCCAAACAGGUGUGAAGGACCUUUCUGAAAGAUGGACCCAAAGUGAGCAUGUUCUAGUUACCCGGAACGAAGAGCGUUCACAAGUCUCCUUUCAUCAGACCAUAACUGUAUCGGUGAGGGCAGAAAAGCUAACAGACACUUCAAAUGGUGCUGGAGUAGAAGAUGUAGAAAAUAUUAAUGUCAGGGAUCCAGGUGAUGGCCUAGUAACUGAUAAGGAAAGUGUCCCCGAGUCUAGGGAAUCUGAGAACAAGGGCAGUUCUGACGCUCUAGCCUCAGCAAAAACGUCUAAUCAAUUACACUGCACCUUAGGUGUAGAAAUCUCACCCAAACUUUCAGCAGGUGAGGAGGAUGGUGUCAGUCCCACUUCUGAGCAAACGAAGUCCUGGUCCAGUUUCACGUUGGUUGAAGAUCUGGGUCAGGGCGCACAGAAUCCGGUGACAGACAGGCCUGAGACACGACAGGAUGUCUGUCCUGAAGCUGCAGGGCCACUUGUUGACUGUGAACCGCCCACCAGCCACCCAUCAUCAAGUCCCUCCAUUCUUCCACCACUGGUUUUUCCUGCUGCAGACAUUGACCGGAUUCUCCGUGCCGGCUUCACUUUGCAGGAAGCUCUUGGGGCUUUGCAUCGAGUUGGUGGAAAUGCAGACCUUGCCCUUCUUGUUUUGCUCGCAAAGAACAUUGUAGUUCCUACAUAACCAAGGAAAAGUGGGCUAAACCAUCCUCCAUUCCCUUAAAAAAAAAAAAAAAAAAGCUAUAGACACACAUCUCUCUCUCUCUCUCUCUCUCUCUCUCUCUCUUUCACUCACCACGUACACAGUAUAUGUAGAAACCUGCAAGCAGAAUGUUGAGCCAGAUUUUUUUUAAAGAUUUUUUUCGGCCAAAGUAACUUAUCUCUUGUCUGAUGAAUUUGUCUAUUCUAUUUGUUAAAAUUUGGGCCUUUUAAAUGUAUUGGCAGUAUGUGCAUACAAAAGCUUUUUAUUAUCAAGAUGAUGUAUUCUGGAAUAAAAUUGAUGGUUUUGUGUAUAGCAUA
This is a messenger RNA of Leopardus geoffroyi (Geoffroy's cat), 6055 nucleotides long. RefSeq names its product protein DDI1 homolog 2. The coding region runs from base 3870 to 5720 and encodes 616 amino acids. NCBI's taxonomy places the organism in Eukaryota, Metazoa, Chordata, Mammalia, Carnivora, Felidae. Gene Ontology annotation, biological process: proteolysis. Gene Ontology annotation, molecular function: aspartic-type endopeptidase activity; protein binding. The record is from RefSeq and is a predicted model, not a curated record. The transcript is spliced from 2 exons.